Molecule: messenger RNA, 1089 nt
Organism: Stomoxys calcitrans (stable fly)
Lineage: Eukaryota; Metazoa; Arthropoda; Insecta; Diptera; Muscidae
Product: alpha-tocopherol transfer protein-like
Exons: 3
Coding region: 58-993 (311 amino acids)
Cellular component (GO): membrane
Molecular function (GO): phosphatidylinositol bisphosphate binding
Source: RefSeq, a predicted model, not a curated record
AGUAACUCAUCACGAAAACAUAGUCAGUAAUUGGUACGAAAAAUCUCUACAAAGAAAAUGAAUAUCAGACCCUUGUCAGAAGCCUUGCAGAAAGUCGCUAUAGAAGAACUAAAUGAAGAUCCUAAACGAAUACAGGAUGAUUUGAAUAACUUUAAGGAAUGGAUAAAAGAACAGCCUCAUUUGAGAGCUCGCAUGGACGAUCAAUUUCUCAUAGCUUUCCUUCGUGGUUGUAAAUACAGUUUGGAAAAGGCCAAAACCAAAUUGGAUAAUUUCUAUACGUUUAAGGAAAAGUAUCCCGAAUUGUUGAAGCGUCCCAAUUUGGAGGAUCCAAAGGUGCGAGAAUUACUGAGACUAGGAAUUAUCUUAUACCUGCCUGAACCUUUGACCGAGGCUGGACCACGCAUUGUUUUGGUACGCAAUGGAGCCUAUGACCCUAGUAAAUAUUCCUUUGCUGAAUUGGCCCAAAUGCGUACUCUCAUUCAAGAUAUUGUGCUAAUGGAGGAUGAUGUAGCCGUUGUUGCAGGCAUAAUAUUCGUUCUGGAUUUUAGUGAAGUUGGCAUGUCCCACUUGUUUCAAAUCAAUCCGGGUGUUAUGAGAAAGGUUUCUCAAUACACGGAAAAAGCAUUGCCACUGCGUGUAAAAGCUUCUCAUUUCAUUGAUACGCCCUUAGUCUUUGAACCUGUUUUCAAUUGGGUUAAGCCCUUGAUGCCACAGAAGAUGCAAGGAAGGCUCUAUGUGCAUGGAUCCAAACGAGAAGAACUUUUUAAAAUUAUUCCUAAGAAACUGUUACCCAAAGAUUAUGGCGGCGAAAAUUUGAGCAUUCAAGAGUUAAUCGAUAUGUGGGAACAAAAAGUCCUAUCUUAUGCUGAUUUCUUUAAAGAUGAUGACAAAUAUGGUGUGGAUGAGUCGUUGAGAGUUCAACAGAAGGCAACCAACUCUACAGAGUCUACCGCAGGCUUGGUUGGUUCAUUUAGAAAACUUGUAGUGGAUUAAAACAUUAAUAUAUUAUUAGAGAAGGUAUAUAAAUUAUUUUUAAUUGUUGACAAUAAAUAUUUUAAAAGUUCAUACAAUCGGAUAUUGUCCGGCUGU